AUGCAGCCUCAAUCCUGGAGCCGCUGCUUUCGUCGUGGCGGCCUUCUACACCUUCCUUGUGCGAUUCUUCCUCGCUGCGCUUUCGGAACGGCUCCGGCGGAGUCGACUCCACCCGCCUGGUGGCUGAAGGGCCGACCUAGGAAAGACUUCAGAAGCAGGGCUGAGGUCGAGCUCCUCUCGCAGCUGGCAGUGCUGCUGAUGCCGAAUCAACCCAUUGCCGAGGCUUUCCGCGAUUUUCCGGUGAAGAAAUGCAAGGAGUGGGGCUGCAGCAGACUCUGCCCAGAUUUCGCAGCUCAUGGUGUGUUGAAGGCAACUGGUGCUGCACUGUUCAUCGAGUACGACGGCUAUUAUCGUCACCUGGAGCCACUGGGCUUGGCCAGGGACAUGCGGAAGACGCACGCGCUGCUGAAGUUCGCUCCUGCGGGAUCUGUCGUACUGCGUAUCGCGCACAGGGAGCGAAAGUGGAAGGACAACUCCAUGCAGGUGUUGGUGGACUGCUGGCGGUCCGAGAGUGCGCCCGCUCUGCGCAGAACGCUACAGCAAGUCUCGGAUUCUAUGUUGCAGUAUUGUCGAGACGAGCUGGUGUCGGGUCUCGUUUCACAGCUUGAGGCUUGUGCCGCAGCGAAACUUAACAGGCACGCACGAACUUUUGCAGCGGACGCAGUGCUGGUGGGCGCUGCGUCUAACAGAAACAGGCUGGCAGUGCAAGGCUUACUCCAGGAGGAAAUGCAGCUUACCACAGGCCAAGUUGCCAAGAUGAUUGCGAAGAGUCCACCAGUGCUUGGCUUGAGCGGCUUGAGCAUUGAUGCAAAUCUGAAGCCCACGGUCGAAUGGAUCAAAGGCUUGGGCCUGAGCCAGUCGCAGGUUGCAAAGCUGAUUGCAACAUUUCCUCAGGUGCUUGGCUUGAGCAUUGAUGCAAAUCUGAAGCCAGCAGUUGAAUGGAUGAAGGGCUUGGGCUUGAGCCAGUCGCAGGUUGCCAAGGUGAUCGCGACAUCCCCAGCAGUGCUUGGCUUGAGCAUUGAAGCCAAUCUGACGCCAACAAUCGAAUGGAUCAAGGGUUUGGGGUUGAGCCAAUCACAUGUUGCCAAGAUGAUCGCGACAUUUCCUCAAGUGCUUGGCUUGAGCAUUGAAGCCAAUCUGACGCCAACAAUCGAAUGGAUCAAGGGUUUGGGUUUGAGCCAGUCGCAGGUUGCCAAGAUGAUUGCGAAGAGUCCCCAAGUGCUUGGCUUGAGCAUUGAUGCAAAUCUGAAGCCCACAGUCGAAUGGAUCAAGGGAUUGGGGUUGAGCCAGUCGCAGGUUGCCAAGAUGAUUGCGAAGAGUCCACCAGUGCUUGGCUUGAGCAUUGAUGCAAAUCUGAAGCCUACAGUCGAAUGGAUCGAGGGCUUGGGCCUGAGCCAGUCGCAGGUUGCAAAGCUGAUUGCAACAUUUCCUCAGGUGCUUGGCUUGAGCAUUGAUGCAAAUCUGAAGCCAGCAGUUGAAUGGAUGAAGGGCUUGGGCUUGAGCCAGUCGCAGGUUGCCAAGGUGAUCGCGACAUCCCCAGCAGUGCUUGGCUUGAGCAUUGAAGCCAAUCUGACGCCAACAAUCGAAUGGAUCAAGGGUUUGGGUUUGAGCCAAUCGCAGGUUGCCAAGAUGAUUGCGAAGAGUCCCCAAGUGCUUGGCUUGAGCAUUGAUGCAAAUCUGAAGCCUACAGUCGAAUGGAUCGAGGGCUUGGGCCUGAGCCAGUCGCAGGUUGCAAAGCUGAUUGCAACAUUUCCUCAGGUGCUUGGCUUGAGCAUUGAUGCAAAUCUGAAGCCAGCAGUUGAAUGGAUGAAGGGCUUGGGCUUGAGCCAGUCGCAGGUUGCCAAGGUGAUCGCGACAUUUCCUCAAGUGCUUGGCUUGAGAAUUGAAGCCAAUCUGACGCCAACAAUCGAAUGGAUCAAGGGUUUGGGGUUGAGCCAAUCGCAUGUUGCCAAGAUGAUCGCGACAUUUCCUCAAGUGCUUGGCUUGAGCAUUGAUGCAAAUCUGAAGCCCACAGUCGAAUGGAUCAAAGGCUUGGGUCUGAGCCAGUCGCAGAUUGCCGAGGUGAUUGCGAAAUUCCCACAAGUGCUUGGAUUGAACAUUGCGGCAAACCUAGCGUUGAAACACGCCUUGUUGCAAAAAUUCUUUGCACCGGCGGCUGCAGCAGAGCUUGUCGCAAGCGCACCGCGGCUCUCGAGCUAUCGACAGACUCGGCUUGAACAUCGUCUGGACGUGCUCAAGUCUCAAGGUCAGCUUUCCAAGCUUGCCGGCGCCAUGGCUUUGGGUUUGGAUGCCUUCAACCGCAGAUUCACAAGUUCACGGCUGCCGACACAGGUGAAAAUGGUUUGGCUGCGACGACGGGAGUCUGACGGAUACUGGGGCUCGGCGAUUUUCCGGGAGGAGCUGGGGAAGCUCCGGCGAGAGAUCGUGGCAGACACGAGGCUAGAACUUGAAAGAGCUCUCAAGCCUGUCGCCAGUGGCGUUACGACAAGGAUCGCUCCGCCCGCUGCUCCGAAGCCCCAGGAUGUGGACGACGAGAGCGACGAUGGUAUUGGAUGGGAUGUUGGAGCCACCGAGGGCAAUGUUGCCGGAGUUCCCGCCUCCAUGAGCAACGUCUCAGGACCUCCUUCGCGCAAGAUCUCGAAGAAGAGCAUCGUAUCGCACGGCACGGAGAAGAGUGGAGCUAGCGCUAGUGGUGAGCAGCGAUCCGAAGCGAGCUCGGUAAGGGCUCGAGGAGCUGCAGACACCAUCUCGAAGGUGAUUGAUGAGCACCUCCAGAAGACGCGCUCCAAAACGGUGAAAACUCGGGUGCAGGCACUGGUGAGGACCCCUGCCUUCGAGAUGGCUUGCGCGCUGGUGGUCGUUGCCAACGCCGUCAUCAUCGGGAUUCGUGCUGACCUCCCGGUCACAGCCGAUGUGUUUGUCUAUGACGUCAUCGAGCUCAUCAUGGCUCUGGCGUUCUUGGCUGAGUUGGUCCUCCGUGUGGCGGCUUCAGGCCGAGGCUAUUUCACUGACAAAGGAGGUUUGUUCAACACUCUCGAUUCUCUCCUCAUUUUCGUGAUGUUUGCGGAUGCCAUCAACGCCCUUGCCAACGUCCACAUGCUGGGCAUCGAUGAUGGCGGGCUAAUGAAGCUGUACCGGGUCGUCCGGCUGCUCCGCGUCAUCCGGAUGGCCCGAUUAUUUCACAUGGUUCCAGAGCUGCACUUCACGCUGACCCUGAUGACAACGUCCUCCACGUCCUUCUUCUGGGCUGCGGUUCUGAUGCUCCUCAUCAUGUAUCUCGUGGCCUUGUACUUCACGGUGGUUUCGCGGCAGUUUGCAGAGACCGAGUUUCCCCAAACUGCGGAUGGCGUCCGGCCGCCGGAGCUGGAUGCAUUGGAGGUUUUCUGGGGCUCCACGGGCAAGUCGAUCAACUCGCUGUUCCUCGCAGUUUUCGGUGGGCAGGACUGGCACAACAUGCUGCUGGUCUUCGGCGAUGGUAGCUGGUGGUACAUCAUCAACAGCAUCGUGCUCUCCCUCUUCGUAGGCUUUGCCUUGGUGGUGCUCUUGAACCUGGUGAAUGGCGUGUUGGUCGAGGGUGCACAGACCAUGAUUGCCGAGAGGAAGCAGAACGAGCUGGUGCGCAUGGCAGCAGACAUUUUCGUUCAUUCGGGCCACAAAGCAGGAAGUGAGCUGACGCCGGAGGAGUUUGACGCCCUUGUGCACACCAAGGCCAUGGACAACUACUUGGAAGCCAUCGGUAUCGACCCCAACGAGGCUGGCGAUCGCCUCUUCCGGUUUCUGGAUCGCGACGACUCGGGAAGCGUCAGCGUGGUGGAGUUUGUCCAAGGCUGCCUGCGGCUGCGCGGUCCGGCGAAGGCCCUCGACCUGGCAGAGAUGCAUCUUUGGUCCAAGGAGCGCAAUGUUGAGACGACGCAUCGUAUCGGACAUUUGAGGAGAAGCAUGGACGAGGUGGCGGGCUCGCUGGGGCAGACAGGCAGUUGCCUGCAGAUGGCUGCAGGGUUGCACUCUCAGCUCCGGCAGCAGAUGCAGGCUUCGGACUACUCGCCGCGCCUUCCGCCGCUGGACGAGGACUUGCCGCCGGACAUUCUGCCGAGGCCCUCGCCCGACCUGACUCUGCUUUCAAAUCUACCGCAGAGUCUUCGAGAUGCGCAGUGA
Messenger RNA from Symbiodinium sp. CCMP2592, 4155 nucleotides. The record is from the annotation of a GenBank genome assembly. Lineage: Eukaryota; Dinophyceae; Suessiales; Symbiodiniaceae.